AUUUUUCGCCUAAGAACCCCAUUUCCACGAUGGCCUCAAUUGAUAACGAUCCUCUGUAUACGGAGUUGUGCAGUGACAAAACUCUCAGCUCACAGAAGGAAGGAUUCUUCAAUGCAUUCUACUGGACGGUGGCGGAAAAUUUCACCGGUCAAAAUGAGCACUGGCUCCGGGACGUGUUCGGGAAGGUGCAACCGGGUAAUGACUCGGCCAGGGUUCAGCUAAUCUACGAAGACCCGGUGGUUUGUUUCGAGGUGCUGGGGACGCUGGAGCAUGUCAAGCCGGUGUUCCGGGGCAAAGACGCCAAGUUUAGUUGGCAACGGCGGGAACAAGCAACCAAACUGUUGAAUGAAGGUAAGAUGCAGCAGGCCCUGAUACUGGCCAGUCAGGCCGUCAUGCGGGCUCCCGCGAAAUGCGUUGAUAUGCACAUCGACCAAGGAAUGACUCUGGCAUGUGCCUUCUGGACCAGGGCCGAGGUGUUGAUUCGAAUGCUGGACGGUGUACAUGCGCUGCGAGACUUACAAAUGGCUGCCAAAGCUGGUUUUCCGGUGAAGGCAAAUGGCGAGUACUAUGGAAAGAUGGCCAAAUGUUAUGCAUUGAUGGGUGACUUGAAACGCGCCGAAGUUUCAGCUAAGUUGUUCCACCAGUUGGCCGGUUUGGACGAUUAUCGACUGCAACGGCUCCGUGAAGAUUUGGAGGAUUUGAGGACGCUUAAAGAGGAGGAUAGCGCAAUAAAACCACAGGGCCGAGAACCGAAGCUUCCUGAUCUUGCCGGAGGUGAAAACCAAGAGUUAAAAGGUGCUUCGAAAAAGAUCGCUCUUAGUGGAGCGCUGAAGGAUUCGCAAAAGGGACGCUAUAUUGUGGCUGCGGAAGAUCUACAGCCUGGUGAAACGGUACUUACCGAAGCAGCUUAUGGAGCGUGUCUUUAUCCGAAGUUUUUCGGAACGCAUUGCAACUUAUGUUUUUCCAGAUUGGUCGCUUCCGUUCCUUGUGAGCAAUGCUGUGGGGUGGCUUUCUGCUCCCCAGAGUGCCGGGAUCGAGCAUGCACUGGCUAUCACCGGUUUGAAUGUCAGUAUUUGGAUCUUAUGAUAGGCUCUGGUAUGUCCAUUCUUUGCCACUUGGCCUUACGGCUGAUCACGCAAGCCGGGACCGCAGAAAAAGCCAUCGAAAUCACCAAGGAUUUGGCACUUUGCUCUCAUGCUGAACAUCGUAGCCAUGAGGACUACUUCCGGCGUACUUUGAUGGCAGCUUUUCUGCUGCGGUGUUUGCAGAAGUCGGAGUUUUUCGGACGUCGUAAAACUGAAGCUGCUGAGCCAACCCCCAUAGAGGCCAAAGUUGGUGGCGUUAUCCUGGAGCUGCUGCAGUCCCUCCAGUUCAACGCGCAUGAAAUCUAUGAAAUGAGGGUAGUUGGUGAUCAUCGGAUCGAUUCGGCCAAAGUGCAGUACACUGGAGUGGGGGUUUACAGGACAGGAUCUCUGCUGAAUCACGAUUGUCAUUCGGGAGUUUCGCGAAGUUUCCUGAAGACAACAAUGAUUCUGCACACCAGUCGACCGUUGGCAAAGGGUAGUUCGGUUCCAGAAAAUUAUGGAAUGCAUUUCAUGCGCCAACCUUUGUCCGUUAGACAGAAGGUUCUUCGUUCGCGCUAUUGGUUCAAGUGUGAUUGCAAGGCUUGUGUCGAGGAUUGGCCACUUCUGGACAAAAUACCAGACAAACCAAAGCUCCGUUGCCCUCAUCCGGAUUGCUCCGGUGUGCUUGUUUACACCCAGAAGGGAAAGUGCUACAAAUGUAAGAAUAACGUAAACUUUGAGGGAACAAUUAAAAUCUUGCAACAGUGUGAAAAUCUGUAUGAUGAAGGAGCGAAGAAAAUGUUACAGGAACGCGUCGAAGAAGCAGCUCAACUGUUUAGCAAAGGAAUAAACUUGUUCUACACGGUGGCUGUACCUCCACAUAAGACAACUCACGUGGCGGAGGAGUCUUUGAGGUCUUGUUACGCUGACUUUGGAAACAAAACCCGCGUGUAAUUAUUGUACGCAAAUACAUUUACUAAUAAAGUGUAUGUCCUUUCAA
Armigeres subalbatus is the source of this 2064-nucleotide messenger RNA. RefSeq names its product SET and MYND domain-containing protein 4 (gene Smyd4-2). Gene Ontology annotation, cellular component: nucleus; cytoplasm. The record is from RefSeq and is a predicted model, not a curated record. NCBI's taxonomy places the organism in Eukaryota, Metazoa, Arthropoda, Insecta, Diptera, Culicidae. Gene Ontology annotation, biological process: compound eye photoreceptor development. The transcript is spliced from 3 exons. Gene Ontology annotation, molecular function: histone deacetylase binding. The coding region runs from base 30 to 2018 and encodes 662 amino acids.